Messenger RNA from Sphaerulina musiva SO2202, 660 nucleotides. RefSeq names its product TBPIP-domain-containing protein. Lineage: Eukaryota; Fungi; Ascomycota; Dothideomycetes; Mycosphaerellales; Mycosphaerellaceae. Gene Ontology annotation, biological process: meiotic strand invasion involved in reciprocal meiotic recombination; homologous chromosome pairing at meiosis; meiotic joint molecule formation. The transcript is spliced from 2 exons. Bases 1 to 660 code for a protein of 219 amino acids. The record is from RefSeq and is a predicted model, not a curated record. Gene Ontology annotation, cellular component: DNA recombinase auxiliary factor complex; condensed nuclear chromosome. Gene Ontology annotation, molecular function: double-stranded DNA binding; recombinase activator activity.
AUGGCGCCUACAAAGAAAGACGGCGACGUCAAGGAGAAGAAGCUCAGUCCCGAUGAAUCUUCGAAACUCAUUCUCGACUACCUUCGCACGACUAAUCGCCCGUACUCCGCCACAGACAUUAGCGCCAACCUCAGCAACAAAGUGACCAAGGCUGCCGCCACCAAACUACUCAAGGACAUGCAUGAGCGGAAGGAGAUUGAUGGCAAGGCUGCUGGAAAGCAGAUUGUGUACUUUGCCGUUCAAGAAGAAGUCGAAGAAGGCUUCGAAGAAGCCAUGCAAGCCAAAGAGGCCAAGAUGGAGGAAUACCGAGAAACCAUCGCCACUCUCAAAGCCCAGGAGAAAGAAUUGCGCCAAUCGUUACGAUCCGGGGCCUCAGCCACCACCACCACUCUACCCGAACUCCAAGCUUGCGUCGAGAAAAUGGAGCAGGAGAAACUCGCCUUGGCAGACCGACUGGCUCGAUUGCAGAGCGGGAGUAUCAAACCCGUGGAUCCGGAGAAGAGAGCUCGUCUGAUGCGAGAGAGAAAAAAGUGGGCCAAGAUUUCUGCCGCGAGGAAGAAGAUUCGAAAAGAGUUGUGGGAGACGGUGCUGGAGAGUGUAGUGGAGAAGGAGAGGAUCGAGGAGAUUAAAGAGGAAAUUGGAAUCCAAGGCAUCUUUUGA